CAGAAGAUGGCGGCUUCCUGGGCGGCAUGAAAAGAUGUAGUUAGACAUUUCUACAGUGAAAGGCGCACCCAGGGUUGAAUUCGUUCUCCGAGUCCUCCCUCGUGAUUUUUAAAUUAAGUUAACGAAUCGGAACGAAAAAGUGGACAUGGCUUCUUCAGGCACCUCGGUUCUGCAGCCGCGCUGGAAGAGGGUUUUGGGCUGGUCUGGCCCGGUUCCUCGCCCGAGACAUGGACACCGAGCUGUGGCCAUUAAAGAACUGAUGGUGGUGUUUGGCGGAGGAAACGAAGGCAUUGUGGAUGAGCUACACGUUUACAACACAGCCACCAACCAGUGGUUUAUUCCCGCUGUCCGGGGCGACAUUCCUCCCGGCUGUGCUGCAUAUGGAUUUGUGUGUGACGGCACCAGACUCCUUGUGUUCGGGGGCAUGGUUGAGUACGGGAAGUACAGCAAUGAUCUGUAUGAACUACAAGCUAGUAGAUGGGAGUGGAAACGAUUGAAGCCCAAAACCCCUAAGAAUGGCCCGCCACCGUGCCCUCGUCUCGGCCACAGCUUUUCUCUAGUUGGAAACAAAUGUUACUUGUUUGGUGGAUUGGCAAAUGACAGCGAAGAUCCCAAAAACAAUAUCCCAAGAUACCUGAAUGACCUCUACACACUGGAGCUGCGCCCGGGGUCUAAUGUAGCAGGCUGGGACAUCCCGAUUACAUACGGCGUGCUUCCUCCUCCUCGUGAGAGCCACACUGCCGUCGUAUACACAGAGAAAACCUCCAAAAAGUCUCGUCUCAUCAUCUACGGUGGCAUGAGUGGCUGCCGUCUUGGAGACCUCUGGACUUUAGACAUCGAUACCUUAACCUGGAACAAGCCUGGCAUAAGUGGUGCAGCACCUUUGCCCCGCAGUCUCCACUCAGCCACAACUAUAACCAACAAGAUGUUUGUGUUUGGUGGAUGGGUCCCUCUAGUUAUGGAUGAUGUCAAAGUAGCAACACACGAGAAGGAAUGGAAGUGCACGAAUACGUUGGCCUGCUUAAAUCUAGACUCGAUGUCUUGGGAAACAAUCUUGAUGGACACUCUUGAGGAUAAUAUCCCAAGGGCUAGAGCCGGACACUGUUCUGUGGCUAUAAACAACAGGCUGUACGUCUGGAGUGGACGAGAUGGUUACCGCAAAGCCUGGAACAACCAAGUUUGCUGCAAAGAUCUGUGGUAUUUGGAGACCGAUCGUCCUCAGCCUCCGUCCCGUGUGCAGCUGGUUCGUGCCAACACCAAUUCUCUGGAGGUGAGCUGGGGUGCCGUUCCUACUGCAGACACGUACCUGUUACAGCUGCAAAAAUACGACAUCCCUGCUGCGACUGCUGCCACGUCACCAACGGUUAACCCCAUGCCGUCUGUACCUGUAAACUCACCCAAGAGUCCGGUGCCCGCCGCCGCUGCUCCUGCAGCUCAGAGUAUGCCUCUCUCUGGGGUCACACUGGUGCCACAAGUCCCUUCCCCAACCACCGCCAUGCCAACCAGCCCGCUCGCUGCCUCUCCUCGUGGACCAGCUAUUCUUAAAGUGGCAGCGCCUCAUUCUACCCCUGGGACUUCAGUUGUUACUGUGCGUCAGGCCACACCCGGAGCAAAAUCCCCAGUUACGGUUACAUCACUUCCUGCAGGUGUUCGUAUGGUUGUUCCCGCGCAGAGCACCCAGGGCACGCCAAUCGGCAGCAGUCCUCAGAUGAGUGGCAUGGCUGCAUUAGCUGCAGCUGCAGCCGCUACACAGAAGAUCCCGCCUUCUUCCGCGACUACUGUGCUAAAUGUUCCAGCCGGAGCCACUCUUGUGAAAACCGUCGCUGUGACUCCUGGAUCCACGACUCUGCCAGCUACUGUCAAAGUAGCUUCGCCUGUUAUGGUUACUAAUCCUGCGACUCGAAUGCUAAAAACAGCUGCAGCGCAGGUCGGCACUUCCGCCAUCUCGACCCCCAACACCCCGACUCGCCCCAUCAUCACUGUGCACAAAUCAGGCACAGUAACCGUAGCUCAGCAGGCCCAGGUCGUCACCACCAUGGUUGGUGGAGUCACCAAAACUAUAACACUUGUCAAGAGCCCAAUAACAAUGGGUGGCAGUGGUGCUCUGUAUUCUCAGCUCUCCAGCCUUGGGAAAGUGAUGUCUGUUGUCCAGACUAAACCAGUACAAACAUCUGCGGUCACUGGACAGGCCGGAAGCAGCCCUGUCACUUUGAUACAGACUAAGACUCCUCUUCCUGCUGGUACCAUCCUGAAACUGGUCACAUCUGCUGAUGGCAAGCCAACCACAAUCAUUACAACUUCACAGGCUGGAGGAACCGGCACCAAACCCACCAUCCUGGGCAUCAGCAGUGUCUCUCCAACUACCACCAACAAACCAGGAACCACCAUUAUUAAGACCAUUCCCAUGUCUGCUUUACAAGGUGCAACAGGCGUGACUAGCAGCGCUGGCAUCAAGUCCCCCAUCACAAUUAUCACCACUAAGGUUGUUACUCCUGGCACAGGGACUCCAGGGAAAAUCAUCACAGCUGUGCCUAAGCUGACAGGUGCAGGACAACAGGGAGUCACACAGGUGGUCCUGAAGGGGGCGCCAGGGCAGCCCGGCACCAUCCUGCGCACUGUUCCCAUGGGUGGUGUGCGGCUGGUUUCACCAGGCACCGUGUCUGCCGACAAACCAACUGUUACCACACUGGUCGUAAAGGGCACCACAGGAGUCACGACUCUGGGUACAGUAACUGGUACUGUAUCAACUAGUGUGGCAGGAGCCAAUGUCGCUAAUGCCAGCCUGGCUACUCCUGUCACCACACUGGCCUCGAUCGCCACUUUAUCCAGCCAGGUGAUCAAUCCCACAGCCAUCACUGUAUCUGCUGCCCAGACCAACCUCGCUACCGCCACAAUACAAUCGGCAUCUCAGCCUACUCAAGUAACCCUGAUCACGACUCCAAGUGGUGCUGAAGCCCAGCCUGCACAGGAUCUCCCCGUCUCCAUCCUGGCUUCUCCCACAUCAGAGCAGCCCUCCACCACCGGUGCAGAUGCUGGCGAUGGCGCGGCUGAUGGUACCACCACCGUCACACUGGUCUGCUCCAACCCGCCUUGUGAGACCCACGAGACUGGAACAACCAACACGGCAACGACAGCUUCUGCCAAAAUAGGCACUGAACAGAUUUGCUCCAACCCUCCCUGUGAAACGCACGUCACGGGCACCACCAACACCUCAACCACCGCCUCUGCCAACAUGGGCAGGACACAGCAGGUCUGCACCAACCCGCCAUCAGAAACCCAUGAUACGGGCACCACCAACACAGCCACCACUGCCAGCUGCAAUAUGGGCUCUACAGAAAUGGGCACCGUGAACAGCAAACCAGGCUCUUCAUCGCCGCCUGCGUCCUCCUCCUCCUCUGAACCAGCGACACCCGUCUCAGAGAGUGGAGCCGAAGCAGGUGUCAUGCGUCCAGAAAACCUCCGCACGGGCACAACAUACACCUCCACCACCGCCCGCUCCAACAUGGGCUCUGACCAGACGGGAACAGUCCAAAGCUCCAAUAAGAGCCAAGCUGCCAUCUCCUCAACGCUGAUGCCAGUGUGCUCCAGCGAAUCUCCCAGCGACGCGAACACUUCUGAUGUGUCCGGUGGAGUCUGCUCAAGUCCACCCUGUGAGACAGAUGAAACGGGCACCACUAAUACACCUACACAAUCAAAUGCAGAUCUGGGAAGUGGACAGAAUGGUUCUGUGCAAGGGGUGUGUUCCAAUCCUCCUUGUGAAACACAUGAGACUGGCACCACCAACACAUCAACACAGGCUUCUUCUACUAUGGGUGCUGGACAGAGUGACACUGUGCAAAGGGUGUGUUCUAACCCUCCUUGUGAAACUCAUGAGACUGGGACCACCAACACGUCAACACAGGCUUCUUCUACUAUGGGUGCUGGACAGAGUGGCACUGUGCAAAGGGUGUGUUCCAAUCCUCCUUGUGAAACACAUGAGACUGGCACCACCAACACAUCAACACAGGCAUCAUCUUCAAUGGGUGCUGGACAGAGUGACACUGUGCAAAGGGUGUGUUCCAAUCCUCCUUGUGAAACACAUGAGACUGGCACCACCAACACGUCAACACAGGCUUCUUCUACUAUGGGUGCUGGACAGAGUGGCACUGUGCAAAGGGUGUGUUCCAAUCCUCCUUGUGAAACACAUGAGACUGGCACCACCAACACGUCAACACAGGCUUCUUCUACUAUGGGUGCUGGACAGAGUGGUGCUGUGCAAAGGGUGUGUUCUAACCCUCCUUGUGAAACUCAUGAAACGGGCACCACCAACACGCCAACACAGACCUCAUCUGGUAUUGGCGCUGGACAGAAUGGCACCGUGCAAAUGGUAUGUUCCAAUCCUCCCUGCGAAACCCAUGAGACGGGCACCACCAACACAGCCACCACUGCUACGAGCAACUUAGAAACUGGAGAAGGAGCAGCUCAGCAGGCUGGGGAUGGACAGAGUGAAAGCGCCACCAGCACAGAGCCCACAUCAUCCACAGAACCAACCAAUCCCGCGACACAAAGCAGAGCCAUCACCACGGUAACACAGGCCACGCCCACUCCAGGACCAUCAGUACCGGAGAUUUCCUCAAUGGCUGGAUCUGCAGUAGUGUCUGAGGCUCCAGGUGAAGCUGAGGCAAUGGAGCAGGCCAGUGCAGAAGCCGUGGCAGCAGGUGAAGAGCCCAUGCAGACGGAGAGUCAGGGAGAGCUGAGUGAAGAGGGAGCCGUCAGGGUCGUCGCCAUUAAUGAAAGUGCAGCAGGUGACGAGGGCACCGUGCUUCAGGUUCAUGUUGCCAUGGAGGCACAGCCGGGGCAAGGAGAUCAGGCUGAACAGAUGGAGGCCGGUGUGGAGACAGCAGAAGCCAUGAGUCUCGCGGCUCAGGACUCAGAAGCCCUCGCUCUGCCACAGGAGCUGAUGUCUGCAGAAGGACAGCAAACCACCCUGAUGGUGACCGGACUGACCCCUGAGGAGCUGGCGGUGACUGCAGCGGCUGAGGCAGCGGCACAGGCUGCAGCUACAGAAGAAGCACAGGCCCUCGCUAUCCAGGCCGUCCUGCAGGCGGCUCAGCAGGCGGUGCUCAGUGGGGAAGGAGACGCAGGUCAUGAAGGCCAGCAGGCCACCACCAUCCCUAUCGUUUUGACCCAGCAGGAACUAGCAGCACUGGUCCAGCAACAACAGCAGCUUCAGGAGGCACAGGCGGCUGCAGCACAGCAGUUAAGUGCCGAAGCUGCUGCCGCUGCUCUGCCCACUGAAGGCCUGGCACCAGCAGACAGCCUCAAUGACCCAGCUUCCGAGAGCAACGGCCACGAGAUGCCAACUGCUGUUACAGGAGCUGUAGUUCGUCUAAUUCCACGCACUUCUGCAGAGACUCUAGCCCCAUCAAGUACUUUCGCACCGUCUCAGCCAUUGGUGGUUGCCAGCCCUGCCAAGAUGCAAGCAGCCACUACUUUAGCUGAGGUGGCCAAUGGGAUCGAAUCGGCAGCAGGGAAGCAAGAAGCACCUCCAGUAGUCGUAAAGCCUCCGGUGAAGAAAGAGAAUCAGUGGUUUGACGUUGGUAUCGUUAAAGUCACAAACAUGGUCGUCACGCACUACUACGUGCCAGCAGAUGAUUCAGCAGCGACUGAUGACGAUUCUGGUGCAAUCCCAGACUACAGCCGAAUGAAGAAGAUCGAGUUGUCUCCGGGCACUGCUUACAAGUUCCGCGUGGCUGGUAUCAACGCUUGCGGCCGAGGAACUUUCUCGGAGGUCUCUGCGUUUAAGACCUGCUUACCGGGCUUCCCCGGUGCACCGUGUGCCAUCAAAAUCAGCAAGAGUCCCGAUGGUGCCCACUUGACCUGGGAGCCUCCCUCAGUCACAUCAGGGAAGAUCAUCGAGUAUUCGGUGUAUCUGGCCAUCCAGAGCUCACAGACGGUAGAGGCAAAAGCGUCCGCUCCUGCUCAGCUGGCCUUUAUGCGGGUGUACUGUGGGCCCAACCCGUCCUGCCUAGUGCAGUCGUCCAGCCUCUCCAACGCCCACAUCGACUACACCACCAAACCCGCCAUCAUCUUCCGCAUCGCCGCCCGCAAUGAGAAGGGCUACGGCCCGGCCACGCAAGUCAGGUGGCUACAAGAAACUAGUAAAGAUGGCUCUGCGGCCAAACCUGCAGCAAAGAGGCCGGUAGCAUCACCCGAUAUGAAAGGCGCUGGUCCAAAGAAGGCCAGGUCUGACCAGUGAGAGCUCACCGUGACCCAUCACCCCGCCCUCUUAAUGAGCUCAACCAUGACUGAACUCCACUUCCGGCUUUCACUUCUCACCCCAUUCCAUCAUCUGCAAUCAAACAGGAAGGAAACUGCAGCCAAAAAUAGGAAAAACGGACAAAAAAGAAAGCAAAACGUUUUCAUUUUUGAGAAUCUGCUCCCAUCACUGGACGUAUUGGUGCCAUGGACACCUAACUGUAUUUUUAGAUAAAAAAAAAAAAUCAACUGAUCCUCCUCAGAAAGCACAUACAUUUGCUUUUCCUGACAAUUUUGUGUUUAAGAGAUUCCAACGGCAGCGUUCAGUCCUAGUUAUAACUAUUAUCAGCUACUCAUUCUUGGUUUUCCCUCCCUUGAUAUUCAUUCAUUUUGAAGCUUAUUUCAAUACAAGCAAUAGAUAACAGAGAAAAUAACGUUCACUCUAUUGUCGGUUUGUUGACGCUUUCAUUAUUUGGGCAAGUCUGUACAUUUCAACCACACGCUGAAAGGAAGAGCCCGCGCUGUGAAAGCGUGGACAGCGAAUCGCAUUGAUCUACAAUGAGAAACAAAACGGACAGCACUUGGUGUGACGCUUGUGAGGGAUAAAGACUCAUUCUGAGAAUCUGUAAUUAUUAAUUCACUUCGAGUUCAGUAGCCUGUUUUUGCAUCACUGUGUGUUCAUACGUUUGCCGUGAGGGACGAUUGCUGAAGACUACACGGACAUGUAGAUGAAAAAAAAACAUACUACUUUUGCAUUGCGUUCAACUAGAUCUUGUAUAAAGAGAAACAACCCCCCCCCCCCCUCUCAAAAAUAGUAAAUGUUGAUACAGGAGUUCUUUGUGUGUGGUUUAUUUUUGUAUUUGUUUUUUUAAUUUUAAGAAAAGUUCCUUCAUUAUCCUGUACGUGUGCUUCAGGGCACGGUUUUAAAGCUCACACUUGGUUAUCAGCUCAUCUCUGUAGUCUCCAAGCUUGAGGAUUUGACGGUUUGUCUUAAGAGCCAGUGUUUUCACAUCCCCUGUUCACCUUUCUUUUGGGAUUUGUAAUGUAAAAUGUAUGUAUUUGUUCUGAACAAUGAUCCAUCUUCCCCUUUUCACUCCUAAUAUUUUAUUCUUUAACAUUUAUGCAUAAAAAUAUAUAUUUUUAUUUUCUCCCUUGUCUCACUAGUCAAUAUUUCCUGUACAUUUACUUUUUUCCCUGUUUCUUUUAUACGCUUGGUUUUGUGAGUUGCAAGAUAUGAUUUGGGAUUCUUCUCAAGCUGUGCAGCAAAACGUUUGAACCCUUUUCAUCCUGUUUGGACUUUCGGGAAUGAGGUUUAAGGAUGCAGGCCUGUGUAAAUGCUCUCAAUUGGUGGAAGUUAUGGAGAGAUUUUGAUAGUUGUCUUUAUUUUUGUUUUAUUUUUUUGAAUGGAAGUUGGAAACCGUUUGUUUCUAGUGGAUGGAAAAAUGGAUGGAUUGUUGGCUUAGCCAGAGUUUGAAGUCAGUUGUAAAUUAGUUCUUUCACGUAGCAAGACGUAAAAAAUGAAAAACUUUGCCUUUUUUAUAUAAUUAUCUGUAACAAAAUGUUUUUACAUGUUGUCAUCUAUUGAUUGCUUUUGUGUCUUGACAUAUAAAAGUAAUGGAAUUCUG
Molecule: messenger RNA, 7862 nt
Organism: Danio aesculapii
Lineage: Eukaryota; Metazoa; Chordata; Actinopteri; Cypriniformes; Danionidae
Gene: hcfc1b
Product: host cell factor C1b
Exons: 28
Coding region: 146-6238 (2030 amino acids)
Biological process (GO): regulation of DNA-templated transcription; chromatin remodeling
Cellular component (GO): histone methyltransferase complex
Molecular function (GO): protein binding; transcription coactivator activity
Source: RefSeq, a predicted model, not a curated record